Messenger RNA from Chelmon rostratus (copperband butterflyfish), 4107 nucleotides. RefSeq names its product microtubule associated tumor suppressor candidate 2a (gene mtus2a). The transcript has 15 exons. Gene Ontology annotation, molecular function: microtubule binding. Lineage: Eukaryota; Metazoa; Chordata; Actinopteri; Chaetodontiformes; Chaetodontidae. The record is from RefSeq and is a predicted model, not a curated record. Bases 1 to 4107 code for a protein of 1368 amino acids. Gene Ontology annotation, cellular component: nucleus; cytoplasm.
AUGAGCAUCCCAACUGGUUACCAGGGACUGAGGGCCAAUGUUGACAGAGGGGAAAAGAUUGGAAACAAAACCCAGAUGCAGUUCCCCCAAGCCGGGGAUGAUAAUGCCAAUCGAUUGCACUCGAUCGGCGAUCACGAAGGAAAAGGGCUGAUAGAGGAUGCAGGGUUCAGCACGGGCUCGAUUCCUCCUUUAGUCUCUCAGAGUGACUCUCCGGACAAGCUGGUGAUCUGGGGUUCGGAGCAGCAAUGCAUGGAGCCUGAUCUCAGAGAGUUCGAGCUUUUGGAGUGCCAGGAGAUACAUGCGUUUUUGGGCAACAGGGAUCAGGGGGAGGACAAUGAGGAGGAGGACGAUGGCGGGAGUAUGAGAGAUGGAAAAGAUGAGGGCGCCAUGUCCAUAUCCUCAAGCUCAACUGCCAGUUCUGCUUCGAUCGGAGUGAGGAGGAAUGACAACGACAGCAACAAAGUGGAGGGUAGAGUACAGCGAGGUAAAGAGGUGCAGAAAAGGAUUGCCUGUCAUAGCACUGAAGAGCUAGACACAUGUGUGACGGGCUCAGUAGAGAAAAGGGACACCAGGUCAGGUAGAGCAGGAGACAGGGAGAGACGGAAGGGAGGUCUGAAGGAGUCCAAGUCGGAGACAAAUGUGUUCGUCUCCAGCCUGUCAGCCGUUUCCCUCAGCGGGAGCCUGUCAAGCGCUCUGGAUAGUAGCGGAGAAGCCCCGUCUCUCAUCUCGCUGUCCAACUCCAAGACCAACCCAUAUCCCAAUGCAAACAACACUACCUCAGCCCAGACCAGAAGAAGGGCACCUGCUGCAGAUGCCAACCAGAACUCCCCACCAUCGCAUCCUCAGGAGAAACAUGGCCAUCCUCAGUACUACGGCCAGGAUCAGAGACAGGAGGAUGGAAGUCAUCACAGAAAUGGAUUGUCUGCCGACGGGGGGCUGGGCCAAAGGAGGAGGGCUGGAUUUGAGGAGAGGGUGAUGCCGCCUCGACGGCAACAGCUCGUCAGACCCCUCUGUCAGACGGAGAUGGGAAGAGCGAUGAGCCUGCCAGAGCCCAGUGCUCAUCAAGCUGAGGCAGGGCAACCUUCCUCCACCAACCCCUCUCCAGACUCACACAGCAACGGGUCAAACAGGAAGUUUACAAAAUCGUCUUUACGCGAGCCAUCAGAUUUCUCCCCCCUGUACAAAGCAUCUGGUGCCUCGCAGCCCCGGCAGCCCAACCAGGCAGCCCUGAGGGAGGCUCCGCCUGCAGAGAAGCAGCCGGCUACAGCAGCAUGGCGUAAUUCAAGUCCUUCCAAUCCUUCCACCUUAGAGAAGAGGCCCCAGACUCAGCUCACAUAUAGGAGGAAUUGCUCCAGUCCCAACAGGACGGGGGUUGAUUCCAGGUCAUCUACCCCUCCCCACUCCCCUCUCAGGACACCCCAGGGUUCACCACGCAGGCAACCCUCCAUGUACCUCGUUUCCAGGAAUGUCUCUGGGGUGAUUAGACACAUCCCGUCCGGAUGCAACCCUGCUGUAACGACAUCAGCUCAGGGCUAUGGCAACAGUUGCGUGAGAGCACCAGUCAAAACCAAUAUAAGCACAAGUGGAAUCCCCAAAGCGCCUCUUAACAACCAGCAGAGCACUAACCACAACUCCAGCCCCAAAGAGAGCUCCCCAUCACCCAAACUUAAACCUAAAGGAGUUCGGCCCAAAAUCAUUACCUAUGUCCGAAAGAAUCCUCAGUUUAAGCCGCAGGCUUCUGACGGACCUUAUCAGGUAUCCUCUCUACCAUCCCGGCUCUCAGCAUACACACACGGCCAAGCUGCCACUUCCUUCAAAGACGCCCCUAAAGACCCCUCCAAGCCCGACGCAGAAACCAGAGGAGCCCCAGUACUCAGUGCCUCCAAUCUGCUUUAUGACAAAUACCGCCAAGAGAUGCAGACAAACGUGGGAAGAUCAGCCAGUUUUAAAGGGAACCCUGCUGAAGACGCACUGCAGGCCCGGACGGCCGCUCAGGCCGGAGGGAGCGGCAGCCUCCUGCGCUCCGGCAGAGGUCUGCGUCUGGGUCUGGGAGCUGUCACCAGGACCGGUGUGGGCUCAGCCAAGGGCAGAGGACCGGGUCAAGCUCAGAGGUCAACGCUAGUCUUCAGCCAGCCUGUCCAACCUGUCAGCCCGGCAACCAGUCAGAAAAGCCAAGAUAACACAGACGACCAGGUCUUCACCAGUCAUGCUCCCGCUCCUGCUCCGGCGACGGCGGCAGCCCAGCCCCAGGCAGCGGCCUCCAGGUCUCUGCUUCCCAAAGCAAGCCAGUCAGGCCUGCGCCCCCCGGGCUUCAGCUCCACCCGUCUCCCCGCGGGCCGCCUGGCAGCCUUUGGCUUCGUCAGGAGCUCCAGCGUGUCCUCCGUCUCCUCGGCCCACUCUGCCGACAGCACACAGAGCGACCCCUGCAGGACAGCCCACCGUCUGAGUGUGAGCGAGGAGCCUCCUCUUCACAGAGUGACCACCGGCCCGCCGUCGACAGAUCACCAGAGGGGGGCACCGUGUCGCAGCAACAGCCUCCAGCCGCCCUCGACCCCGGCCCUGCCCCGGCGCUACCUGCCCGCCCAGCCAAGAAGCUCCCCUGGAGUCGGCCGGAAGGAGUUCAAUCGGAGUUCAGAGGUCACGCGUUCUCUCCCGUCCUCCCCAAAGAGGCUGGCGGUGGUUCCUCCCAAACCUCAGUCUCCAGUCCAGUCAGGGCAGCGACCCGCAGCAGCAGUGCGAGGGUCGGCUCCCCCGGGGUCCCCUCGCCGCGUUCAGAGGCUGCAGGGACGCUGUGAGCAGCAGGAGAGGCAGCUGAGAGCUCUAAGAGAAGAACUGAGGAAGACUUCCUUGGGUCUGGAAGCCUUCAUCAUCACCACUCAGCAUUACUGCCUCAAGAAUAAAACUACAGAAGAAAAUCAGAGGAAAUUAUCGCUGGAAAUGCAAAAGAUCAGAGAGGAAAUGGCAUCCAACUCAGCACGAUGGGAGCGACUCCACCGGGAAAAGACGGCGCUGGAGGUGGCAUUUGAACGAGAGCUGCAGGAGCUGCAGCUGCAGCAGGAGGCGGAGCUGGCCGCGGUGGAGGAGGGGCUCAGGAAGUGCCACUCAGCGGAGGCUGAACACCUGAAGGCGGAGCAUCGGUCAGAGAUGGAGGAACUGAGGACUCAGCAACAGGAACAGAUGGAGGAGAUGACAGUCAACCACCAGGCAGCCAUUCAGGAGCUCAGAGACAUGCACAACAUCACCAUGGCAACACUGCAUGAGGAGCACGCCCGUACCAUGAGAGACUUAAGGAAAGCUCAUGAGCAGCAGAAGAUGCUUCUGGAGGAGGAUUUUGAGAAACACAGACUUGCUCUGCAGGAUCAAGUGGAUACGCUCACAUUUCAAAACCAGAGUCUGCGGGACAAAGCCAAACGCUUUGAGGAGGCUUUGAGGAGGAGUACAGACGAACAGAUAGUUGAUGCUCUGGCUCCAUAUCAGCACAUUGAGCAAGAUCUGAAGAGCUUGAAGGAGGUUGUGGAAAUGAAGAACCAGCAGAUACACCAGCAAGAGAAGAAGAUCUCUGAUCUGGAGAAAGUGCAGGCCCAAAAGAACGUGUUCCUUGAAGAGAAGGUCCAGGUUCUGCAGCAGCAGAAUGAGGAUCUGAAGGCUCGUAUUCAAAUGAACCUCACCCUGUCCAGGCAACUGUCAGAGGAGAACGCCAACCUCCAUGAGUCCGUCGAGAAGGAGAGCACCGAGAAGAAGAGGCUGAGUCGGAACAACGAGGAGCUUCUGUGGCGUCUCCAGACCAGCCCCCUCAUGUCCCCUGCCUCCUCCCCGCUGCACCGCUCCUUCUCCACCUCCCCCGUCCCAUCGUCCCCCUUCUUCUCCUCCUCACCCGGAGCGGGGUGCGACUCCCCCACUCACUGCCACGGCUGUCCCCAGCAGGCCCAAUACUCCUCCCCCUCCCACAGAGCCGCCGCCAAUCAAAACCUCUCCCCGGGACCAGCCACACCCACUCACAAGGCAGCAAGCAAUCACAAUUACUCACCCGGCCCGGCCACGCCCACACACAGAGUGUCGGCCAAUCGCUGCGGCUCUGCUGCUUGUCUCAGCUCUUUGCAGAGAUAA